ACCCGCUCCCCGGACGCGUCCAGGACCCACUGCGCCGUCAGCUAUCCUCGGCCCCGGCGUGCGCCACAGACACGGUGACCCCUGCUCUGGGCGAGCCUCCUCCCCGCACCUCGACUCUACACGGCCCCGCAGCUCGAACGCCCUGAGCUAUGGACGCCCCGGAGCCGCAGCCCGACCCCGACGGCGGGGAUGGCCCCGGCCACGAGCCCGGGGGCAGUCCCCAAGACGAGCUGGACUUUUCCAUCCUCUUCGAUUAUGACUAUCUGAACCCUAUCGAAGAAGAACCGAUCGCACAUAAGGCCAUCAGCUCACCCUCCGGACUCGCAUACCCGGAUGAUGUCCUGGACUAUGGCCUCAAGCCAUGCAACCCCCUCGCCAGUCUCUCUGGCGAGCCCCCUGGCCGGUUCGGAGAGCCGGAUAGUAUAGGGUUCCAGAACUUUCUGAGCCCAGCCAAGCCAGCAGGGGCUUCGGGCCCGAGCCCUCGGAUCGAGAUCACUCCAUCCCACGAACUGAUGCAGGCAGGGGGGGCCCUCCGUGGGAGAGACGCCGGCCUGGCCCCCGAGCAGCCGGCCCUGGCCCUGGCCGGCGUGGCCGCCAGCCCGAGGUUCACCCUGCCCGUGCCCGGCUUCGAGGGCUACCGCGAGCCGCUUUGCUUGAGCCCCGCUAGCAGCGGCUCCUCUGCCAGCUUCAUUUCUGACACCUUCUCUCCCUACACCUCGCCCUGCGUCUCACCCAAUAACGCCGGGCCCGACGACCUGUGUCCCCAGUUUCAAAACAUCCCUGCUCAUUAUUCCCCCAGAACUUCUCCAAUAAUGUCACCUCGAACCAGCCUCGCCGAGGACAGCUGCCUGGGCCGACACUCGCCCGUGCCCCGUCCGGCAUCCCGCUCCUCCUCACCCGGUGCCAAGCGGAGGCAUUCGUGCGCAGAGGCCUUGGUUGCCCCUCUGCCCGCAGCCUCACCCCAGCGCUCCCGGAGCCCCUCGCCACAGCCCUCGCCUCACGUGGCACCCCAGGACGACGGCAUCCCCGCUGGGUACCCCCCCACGGCCGGCUCUGCUGUUCUCAUGGAUGCCCUCAACAGCCUGGCCACUGACUCGCCCUGCGGGAUUCCCUCCAAGAUAUGGAAGACCAGUCCUGACCCGACGCCCGUGUCCACCGCCCCGUCCAAGGCGGGCCUGGCCCGCCACAUCUACCCUACUGUGGAGUUCCUGGGGCCGUGUGAGCAGGAGGAGAGGAGGAAUUCCGCGCCGGAGUCCAUCCUGCUGGUACCACCCACCUGGCCCAAGCAGUUGGUGCCAGCCAUUCCCAUCUGCAGCAUCCCUGUGACUGCAUCCCUCCCACCACUCGAGUGGCCACUCUCCAAUCAGUCGGGCUCCUACGAGCUGCGGAUUGAGGUCCAGCCCAAGCCCCAUCACCGGGCCCACUACGAGACAGAGGGCAGCCGUGGUGCUGUCAAAGCCCCAACAGGAGGACACCCUGUGGUGCAGCUUCAUGGCUACAUGGAGAACAAGCCUCUGGGGCUUCAGAUCUUCAUUGGGACUGCGGACGAGAGGAUUCUUAAGCCGCAUGCCUUCUACCAAGUACACAGGAUCACCGGGAAGACGGUUACCACCACUAGCUAUGAAAAGAUUGUGGGCAACACCAAGGUCCUGGAGAUCCCCUUGGAGCCAAAGAACAACAUGAGGGCCACCAUCGACUGCGCAGGCAUCCUAAAGCUCCGAAACGCUGACAUCGAGCUGCGGAAGGGCGAGACAGACAUUGGCAGGAAGAACACGCGUGUGCGCCUGGUGUUCCGAGUGCAUGUCCCGGAGCCCAGUGGGCGCAUCGUCUCCCUGCAGGCUGCAUCCAACCCCAUCGAGUGCUCUCAGCGCUCUGCUCACGAGCUGCCGAUGGUGGAGAGACAAGACAUGGACAGCUGCCUGGUCUACGGCGGCCAGCAGAUGAUCCUCACGGGCCAGAACUUCACGGCAGAGUCCAAGGUUGUAUUCAUGGAGAAGACUACAGAUGGGCAGCAGAUUUGGGAGAUGGAAGCCACAGUGGAUAAAGACAAGAGCCAGCCUAACAUGCUUUUUGUUGAGAUCCCUGAGUAUCGGAACAAGCACAUCCGUGUGCCUGUGAAAGUCAACUUCUACGUCAUCAACGGAAAGAGGAAACGGAGUCAGCCACAGCACUUUACCUACCACCCAGUCCCUGCCAUCAAGACAGAGCCCAGCGAUGAAUACGAACCGUCUUUGAUCUGCAGCCCCGCCCAUGGAGGCCUGGGGAGCCAGCCCUAUUACCCACAGCACCCAAUGCUGGCCGAGUCCCCCUCCUGUCUUGUGGCUACCAUGGCCCCCUGCCAACAGUUCCGCUCGGGGCUCUCAUCCCCCGAUGCUCGAUACCAGCAGCAGAGCCCUGCAGCCGCCCUCUACCAGAGGAGCAAGAGCCUGAGCCCGGGCCUGCUGGGUUACCAACAGCCAUCCCUCCUGGCAGCACCCUUGGGUCUGGCUGAUGCCCACCGCUCUGUGUUGGUGCAUGCUGGUUCUCAGGGGCAGGGGCAAGGCUCCACCCUGCCACACACAUCCUCGGGCAGCCAGCAGGCCUCACCUGUGAUCCACUACUCACCCACCAACCAGCAGCUUCGUGGUGGGGGUCAUCAGGAGUUCCAACACAUCAUGUACUGUGAAAACUUCGCCCCCGGCUCUGCCAGGCCAGGGCCGCCUCCCAUCAACCAAGGUCAGAGGCUGAGCCCAGGCUCCUACCCCACGGUCAUCCAGCAACAGACUGCCCCGAGCCAAAGAGCUGCCAAAAACGGACCCCCAGUCAGUGACCAGAAGGAUGCUCUGCCCACGGGAGUGACAGUCAAACAGGAGCAGAACCUGGACCAGACCUACCUGGAUGACGAGUUGAUAGACACACAUCUUAGCUGGAUACAAAACAUAUUAUGAGACCCAGUGACUGGUCUUUGAUCCGAGAAAUCAAAGUGAAAGUUAACGAAAUCAUCAGGAAGGAGUUUGCAGGACCUCCCCCCCGAAAUCAGACCUAGAAACCAACAUUAUCGCACGAUGCCUUCUACUUUGGACCGCUUCUGUCUCCUCCUGCCGUCUCUGACUGGAACACUGCAGUGUGCACACAGUGCAGGCAGUUGGUGUUGGAGCCUGGGAGCCUGCUGCCUCGCAAAGAGCAUCUUAGCCGAUGUCCAUGGUGACUGGACACAAAAAGCAACUGCCUGCUGACCAAAGCCUCAUUCUCAACUCACCAGGAUGCUGAGCCUAAGACCCCGGGCUGCGCCGUUGGGAGAACCAGAGGGACUGUGAUAGCCCACAGACAUGGCUCCUAUCUCUUGGGAAGGGUCUUUAGACAGAACAACCAAGGGAGAGAGCAUGGCCCAAGAGUCCAGCUUCUGGGCUCAAGAAUCCCAGGUCUCCGUAGAAGCUGAAGGUGGACGCGCAUCUGUGGGCCACAGCAAAGCGUCAUUUUCAAGUUUCUCUUUCCAAAACCAAGCUGCCCUGCCCUGACAAGACCACCUGUCCCACCUUCUCAGCCUUAAGUUAUAACACAUGUACAUGUCUGCUAGCUUCUGGGCCUUUGUCGUGUUUUCCUCAGCUUCAAAGAGCCAACCAAGGAGGCUGCAGGCUGAGCCCUCUCGGCCAGCUGCUUCCUAACCCUGCUGCCUGCAUCAGACCUCUGGUGGGAUCCGGCUCGGGCUGCCUGUUGGGAACAAUGUUUCUGAAGGUUCCCCUCUCCACCUCCUCCACCCAGAAGUCAGGAGAACCUUCUGGGGUUUUGCAUUGACUGUUAAGGAGCUAAAACCAACAAACCCAGUCAAAACCUACAGGUAUUUGUCAUGACCGCCACCAAACAGAAGAAAGGGACUGAAAUCUCUCUGCCCUAAUCUCAAAGCAGGAAAGUGUUGGUUUCACCCCAGUUUAUAUAUUUUUUUUAACCUAAAUUCAUUUAAAGCCUCCAUGGACUCCAAACGCUGCUGUAUGAGCUGUAACUCAGGGGGAUCUACCCCAACAUCUGCCUUUCCGUGAUCAAGCCCUGCUUGGCCAGGUUGUGUGUCCUGUGGGACUCCACACUCUGCCUGCUUCAGGUAGUCCUCCAUGGUCUUCCUCCUGGUGUGGUUUUCUUCUUCCAACAGCGUUAUCCCAAUCCUGUGAGCAAGACCAUUUUCGUCCCCCUGCCUUCAUCCCAGAUGUCCCUGUUGGGCAUCUUUAUAAAGUGACUUUUUCGGCUUUGUCUGUUAGGCAGGGAACCCGAGAAGCCAGCCACAGUGGCUAAAUAGCCAUGGUUGGUUUCUUACAUCCUGGCUUUCUUGUUAAGGCCAUUUGAAAGUAAAUCUUGGGAGCUGGGCCAGCUAUGGCUGGCUCUCCAGACAGAGACCCCAUACCCAGGGUUCAGCUUGAAAAUGAGGUGUGGCUUUGUGGUCAGUACCUAUUGUGUCUCUCCCCUAGCAGCAGUACUGGGCUUUCCCUCCACCGACCCCAUGCAUCGACCUGAGCAGAAUUCUCUCUUGAACCCAGAAUGUCCGCAAGAAGUUGAGCACUAAGUCUCUGUGAUUCUAAGUACUUCCUGCUAAACCAGAAACUUUCUGCUGGCCCUUCACAGACAGGAGCUUCUGACUGGAGCAAUGCCGGCUUCUCUGGGGGAUGGCGAUGAGGGUUUGGUGAAUGAUUAGUUCGCACUUGCCCUGGCUGAGCGCCACUUUUUGCACAUGAGGGAAUCGGGCCCUUCCUCAGAUAUCUCAAAGUUUUACCCAAGUGCCUUCCUGUAAUUGUAGUCGGUAGCUCAGCUGCACUGUCCACAGGGCGACAAAGGGCUAACUCAUUUCCCAUUAGUCUUCUUGUCAGCAAAGGGGUUUCUGGUAGUUCAAACUUCUAUACCUUUGUGUGUGUGUGUGUGUGUGUGUGUGUACAUGUAUACAUUGUUCUUCCCUUUAUACUGUCUUAGCUGAACAGUUUCAGAAACCUGCUCAUAAACAAAUAUCCCAAAUAGCCAAGGAAAGAAAGCACCAGACAAAUAGGCCAGAGAAAGUGUAUGAGUGGCAGAUAGCUAUCGAGAAGGGUUGGUCAGUUACAGACUCCAGGGGAAGCGACGCCAGGUGUGAUUGCUUAGCAACCAUUUCCAGGAUGGGAAGACGCAGUCUGAUCUUAGCAAAUGAGAGAAGAUGCCGGAAGCAGUGAAGAUAAGUGUACUGCAUGUGGGUCAGAAGGAUGGAAGUAGAAGUGUGUCCUUGCUAAAUCUGUGGUGACGUUAGGGUGGCACUCUGACAGUUCCGUGUUGCUAAACGUGGCACUUUCUCUUCAAAGUCCACGGAUCUUCCUGAUUGUACAAAGACGCCGCUGCUGGGGAGUAUAUCGAUCCACCCAGAUUAGCAUGGUGUUAAAUUUUAUUUUCUUAUUUGUAUUUUGAUGCUUUUUAUCUGCCCUUAAAAAUCUCACCCCUGUUGGAGUUAGAACAUAUUUAUAAAUGGUCAGCUGUCUUUUUAAGGGUCUUUUUUUUACAUCUGUAUCUUAAUUUUCUGUAAGAGAAAUGAUAUAUUCUUGAUUUUUUUUAACAUUCUGGAAACAAAUCCAAAGACUCACCUCAGGUUCUGUCAGGACCUCCGGAUGGGAUGGGAGGGGACCUUGUAGGAGAGAACAUCUUUUUCUAGCUUGAGGAAGAUGCUUACUCCUCCAGCCUCGAGCCAGGGCUGUCCCUGAGAAUCGUGCAUGAAAGGUUUAGUUGGUGGUUUUGAUUUAAAGCCAUACAAGUCUGUCUUUCCAUUGACGAGAUCCUACGGGCAGGCUGAUAUUGACAGAGCCAACCACGUGGAGUCCUCCCAGGUGACCGAUGCACAGCACCCAAAAGAGCAGCCGCCUUUUCCUCAUCAUAGCCCCGGACAAAGUGAGCAGCUUCCUCCCAAGCCCUGGGAUAGCUUGUUAACAUGUAGCAGCCUGGUCAUCCGUCACCACCAGCCAUGGUCAGCCACCUGGUGGCGGCACCUUCACACAGAGAGGCCGGAAGCCAAUGUGUUUUAAUUGGCACUAAGAACCUAAGGGAGGCGGAGUUGGUUUAUCUUUGCACCACAGAGGGCUCAGCACCGACACACCAUUGUGGGGAGGUGGGGGGCUACUUAACAACUGUGUUCAUUUGGCACUUCAGAAAAGACACAGAGGUGGCCAGGCUAGAGUGAACAUACCUGAAUUCUCUGCUGGCAGGGAAGCCUAGAGGAACGUGACAGACACAUCCUCACCACUGGCGUCUCCCAAGCUUGGGCAUCAACCUUCAUGGACCCAAACCUGCCAGCUGCAGAGCAAGAGGUUUCCCUGCAGUCCACCCAACAGCUUAAAUAAGGCACCGUCACCUUCACCAGCUUACCCGUGCCUUGACAUAUGGCCACCAUUGUUGUCUUCAUCCAGUUUGUUUACAGCUAACUCUAAAUGAUGGGCCAAGAGUGGUGCUUCCCUGAGCACGCCCUCUGAAAUCACAGUGAAGUCCUGGGAACUGGAGUCAAAAGGGUUAAUGCUGGUUCUACACAGCGCAGGGGGGUUACGGGGGCAAAUGGAAAUAAAGGCCCCAGCCCUGCCCUCUCAGGCUUCAGAUGGACUGGGUGCAGACAGCACUGUUGGUACGUGAGGAGGAGUCCUAGCACUCUGAUUGGCCAGAGCGUUGUGUGGGAGCAUCCCAGACGUCAGAGGAUCCCUGUCCCCCUGUCAUUUCUCAGCCCUCACAGGAGUCUCACAACCCCCCAGUUCCAGAAGGUUGCCCCAGCGGGGCCUGAAGGCCGGGUUUGGGAAAAUUUCCACUGUCUAAGGAGUUGGGAUAUAUCACAUUCCUAUGCAAAACGAUUUUAAUCUUUAGUUUCAUGCAGUUUAUUUUUGCUAUAUGUAAAGUAUUUUUAUACGGCUUAUAUGAUGACAGCUUAGUAAUAAACAGUUGAGAGCAACUUUAA
Molecule: messenger RNA, 6916 nt
Organism: Grammomys surdaster
Lineage: Eukaryota; Metazoa; Chordata; Mammalia; Rodentia; Muridae
Gene: Nfatc2
Product: nuclear factor of activated T cells 2
Exons: 11
Coding region: 150-2927 (925 amino acids)
Biological process (GO): cytokine production; calcineurin-NFAT signaling cascade; regulation of transcription by RNA polymerase II
Cellular component (GO): transcription regulator complex
Molecular function (GO): DNA-binding transcription factor activity, RNA polymerase II-specific; RNA polymerase II cis-regulatory region sequence-specific DNA binding; transcription factor binding
Source: RefSeq, a predicted model, not a curated record